CGCGCUCCGGCUUCUCCCGGCUCCUGUCAGUGCGGUGACUGCGCUGGGAAACAUGGCGACCGAGGGAAUGAUCCUCACUAACCACGACCAUCAAAUCCGUGUCGGAGUCCUCACAGUGAGUGAUAGUUGCUUCAGGAAUCUUGCAGAAGAUCGCAGUGGGAUAAAUCUCAAAGAUCUCGUACAAGAUCCUUCUUUGUUGGGUGGGACUAUAUCAGCAUACAAGAUAGUACCAGAUGAAAUAGAAGAAAUCAAGGAAACCCUGAUAGAUUGGUGUGAUGAAAAGGAACUUAACUUGAUAUUAACAACUGGAGGAACAGGGUUUGCACCACGAGAUGUCACUCCAGAGAAAUUCCCAACAUUCCCAUUUUGUGGGCUCCAGAAAGGGGCCACAAAAGAAGUAAUAGAACGGGAAGCGCCAGGGAUGGCCCUGGCAAUGCUGAUGGGAUCACUUAAUGUUACACCUCUGGGCAUGCUCUCUAGGCCUGUAUGUGGAAUCAGAGGGAAAACUCUCAUAAUUAACCUGCCAGGUAGCAAGAAAGGAUCUCAGGAAUGCUUUCAGUUUAUACUGCCAGCUCUACCUCAUGCCAUUGACCUUUUACGUGAUGCCAUUGUAAAAGUAAAGGAAGUGCAUGAUGAACUUGAAGAUUUACCUUCCCCACCACCUCCUCUUUCCCCUCCUCCUACAACUAGCCCUCAUAAACAGACAGAAGACAAAGGGGUUCAAUGUGAGGAAGAGGAAGAAGAGAAGAAAGACAGUGGUGUUGCUUCAACAGAAGACAGUUCUUCAUCACAUAUAACCGCAGCAGCCAUUGCUGCCAAGAAGCAUCCAUUCUACACCAGUCCAGCUGUUAUCAUGGCACACGGUGAGCAGCCCAUUCCUGGUCUCAUCAAUUAUUCCCAUAAUGCAACAGGCAGUACAGAUGAACGGAUUCCAGACUCCAUCAUUUCUCGUGGCGUUCAGGUGCUCCCACGAGACACAGCCUCCCUCAGCACUACUCCUUCAGAAUCGCCUCGUGCUCAGGCUACAUCUCGCCUUUCUACAGCUUCCUGCCCAACACCAAAACAAAUUAGACGGCCGGAUGAAAGCAAAGGAGUUGCUAGUAGAGUUGGAUCCCUCAAACUCCAUCGAAAGCUGGAGGAGCUCAGAGAUCACCUAGAAGGCAAUGUGAAAGGAUACACUCUCAGAGUAAAUGUCCAGUCCAGGUGCAGCAGCAAGGAGAACAUUCUCAGAGCCAGUCACAGUGCUGUUGAUAUCACCAAGGUGGCUAGAAGACACCGCAUGUCUCCUUUUCCUCUAACAUCUAUGGACAAAGCUUUCAUCACAGUCCUGGAGAUGACUCCGGUGCUUGGGACAGAAAUCAUCAACUACCGAGAUGGAAUGGGCAGAGUCCUUGCUCAAGAUGUAUAUGCAAAAGACAACCUACCCCCCUUUCCAGCAUCAGUAAAAGAUGGCUAUGCUGUCCGAGCUGCUGAUGGUCCAGGAGAUCGUUUCAUCAUUGGGGAAUCCCAAGCUGGUGAGCAGCCGACUCAGACAGUAAUGCCGGGACAAGUCAUGCGGGUUACAACAGGUGCUCCAAUCCCCUGCGGUGCUGAUGCAGUAGUACAAGUAGAAGAUACCGAACUAAUCAGGGAAUCCGAUGAUGGCACUGAGGAACUUGAAGUACGAAUUCUGGUGCAAGCUCGACCAGGCCAAGAUAUCAGACCCAUUGGCCAUGACAUUAAAAGAGGGGAAUGCGUUUUGGCCAAAGGAACCCAUAUGGGCCCCUCAGAGAUUGGUCUUCUGGCAACUGUAGGUGUCACAGAGGUUGAAGUUAAUAAGUUUCCAGUUGUUGCAGUCAUGUCAACAGGGAAUGAGCUGCUAAAUCCUGAAGAUGACCUCUUACCAGGAAAGAUUCGAGACAGCAAUCGUUCAACCCUCUUAGCAACAAUUCAGGAACAUGGUUACCCCACAAUCAACUUGGGAAUUGUGGGAGACAACCCAGAUGACUUACUCAAUGCCUUGAAUGAGGGUAUCAGUCGUGCUGAUGUCAUCAUCACAUCAGGGGGUGUGUCCAUGGGGGAAAAGGACUAUCUCAAGCAGGUGCUGGACAUUGAUCUUCAUGCUCAGAUCCAUUUUGGCAGGGUUUUUAUGAAACCAGGCCUGCCAACAACAUUUGCGACUUUGGAUAUUGAUGGUGUAAGAAAAAUAAUCUUUGCACUACCAGGGAAUCCUGUGUCAGCCGUGGUCACCUGCAAUCUCUUUGUUGUGCCUGCACUGAGAAAGAUGCAGGGCAUCUUGGAUCCUCGGCCAACCAUCAUCAAAGCCAGGUUAUCAUGUGAUGUAAAACUGGAUCCUCGCCCAGAAUACCAUCGGUGUAUAUUGACUUGGCAUCACCAAGAACCACUGCCUUGGGCACAGAGUACAGGUAAUCAGAUGAGCAGCCGUCUGAUGAGCAUGCGCAGUGCGAACGGGUUGUUGAUGCUACCUCCAAAGACAGAACAGUAUGUGGAGCUCCACAAGGGCGAGGUGGUGGAUGUCAUGGUCAUUGGACGACUAUGAUGGUCACCAGAGCGAGAAAGCUUUGAUGCAUGUCCACAUAUCAUUGACUGUAUCCUGUAAUAUGCAACGGCACAGCUAGUUUUUCUGAUUUGGAUAAAAGUUGAUCUGUAUAGUCAACAUCUUGAACUAUAUUUCAAAAGAAUUUAAAUACACCUUUUAAAGAAAAAAACACCUAAAAAUAAAUCUGAACAGACAACUCUAUUCUGAUUAUAUCAAAGCAAAUUUUUCCUUUCUUGCAAAUUGCUUUGUGUGUUCAAUGCUAGGUCUGAUAGCGAUAGCUUUUAGUAGACAGCAGUAGGUGCCUGCAGAACUUGUGUUUUUCUCAUCUUUAAAAUACAACUAAUUAUGCUCUUAAUCAAGGCUGUCUGCUUAUUUAUACUAGCGUAGGCAACACUUGGAUUUCCCUUCUUAGUAUGCUUCAUAACCGCUUUUCAGAGAGCUUUUGCUUGUUCUUUAUCAUGUAUCUCGUGUUUAUGUGCACAGUGCCAACUGAAGAGUGACUGGGUGGGGAGGCCCUGCCCUGCCUCAGGGAGAACCCUUCCCCGCAGAGCAUCCGGGAGGCCCCUCCCCUAGUAGUCUCGAGGCACAGUACUCUUCGGCAGUAACUGGAUACCUUUUAUUUGAAUAAACAAACUGGGGGGAAAAAUGCUUCCUUAAGUGCUGACAGCCUUUUUAACCAAUACAUUUAAAAUUGUACAGAACAAAAAAUAAAAUCAAAGACUGAUCUUGUACAGAUAUUAGUGUUACCAGCAUUCAUGUGGAAAUCAAGAGCAAAGAAAAAAUGUUAAACAACUCUGUACCAUAACAUUUUCUGUAAUGAUACUGAAACUUAAUGAAUAAAAAAAAAAUCCUUGAUCAUUAUUUAAAAA
Molecule: messenger RNA, 3408 nt
Organism: Zalophus californianus (California sea lion)
Lineage: Eukaryota; Metazoa; Chordata; Mammalia; Carnivora; Otariidae
Gene: GPHN
Product: gephyrin
Exons: 26
Coding region: 53-2539 (828 amino acids)
Biological process (GO): Mo-molybdopterin cofactor biosynthetic process; gamma-aminobutyric acid receptor clustering; postsynaptic neurotransmitter receptor diffusion trapping
Cellular component (GO): postsynaptic membrane; cytoplasm; cytosol
Molecular function (GO): molybdopterin molybdotransferase activity
Source: RefSeq, a predicted model, not a curated record